This is a messenger RNA of Cylas formicarius (sweet potato weevil), 2375 nucleotides long. RefSeq names its product sodium-independent sulfate anion transporter-like. The transcript is spliced from 10 exons. Bases 105 to 1907 code for a protein of 600 amino acids. The record is from RefSeq and is a predicted model, not a curated record. Gene Ontology annotation, biological process: transmembrane transport. Lineage: Eukaryota; Metazoa; Arthropoda; Insecta; Coleoptera; Brentidae. Gene Ontology annotation, cellular component: membrane. Gene Ontology annotation, molecular function: sulfate transmembrane transporter activity.
UGAUUUUUUUAUUGCGUUCGCGAUGAGCCUAGGCUAUAUCUGAUCGUUAAUUUAAAAAUCGCCAAGGUGUUUAAUUGACAACGGACCACCGUCGGCUGUCAGCGAUGAAAGAAAAAUUUAAAAUCGGUGAAGAUGAUGAAGCGCAUCAUUCUUUUUUAGGCAAACGACAGUUGCGUAAUAGAUUUAAGUCUAUAUUAAAAAAAAGACUUCCCAUUUUGUCAUGGCUUCCCAAAUAUACAUUAGGCUUCUUUCUCUACGACUUGUUGGCAGGUUUUACAGUGACCUUAACUCAGAUCCCUCAAGGCAUAGCCUAUGCCAUAGUGGCGGGAUUGCCCACGGAAUAUGGAAUAUACGCCGGUAUCAUGGGAGGCUCCAUGUAUUUCAUUUUCGGGGGCUGCAAAGAUAUCAAUAUCGGCCCUACGGCCAUAUUGGCGUUGAUUGUGCAACCUUACGUAACACUUAUGGGUCCAGACGGUGCAAUAUUAAUAACAUUCACUUCCGGAUUUUUCAUAUUCCUAGCUGGGGUGCUCCAUUUAGGGUUCCUAGUGGAGUUUUUUUCCUACCCGGUCAUUUCGGGGUUUACGACCGCUGCCGCAAUUAGUAUUGGGUCCACCCAACUAAAAUCACUAAUGGGAAUACCCGGUCCUUCCGGCACCUUUUUGGAAGCGUGGGAAUCAUUUUUCCGAAACAUCAGGCAGACGCGAAAAUGGGAUGCGACUUUAGGGUUUACAUCCAUCAUUAUUCUCUUAGCUCUCAGGGAAAUCAGAGUGUUCGGAUCAUUAAAACACAGAUCCGAUUGGUCAACGAGCAGAAAUGUCUUGGGUAACUUCGUAUUCUAUAUUUCAUUGGGAAGGAACGCUCUGGUUGUCAUGGCCGGAACCACAAUUGCCUACGUAGCUGAGAAAUACUACAAUUCGACUCCCUUUGUUCUUACUGGAAACGUACAGUCAGGGCUACCUUCGUUCGGGUUACCUCCAUUCGGAACCGUGUUUAAUGGAACCGACAUCAGUUUCAGCGAGAUGCUGCACGAGUACGGCCUCACGCUGGCAUUUUGUCCAUUGAUUGCGUUACUUGGACAUGUGUCUAUUGUCAAGGCGUUCACCAAGGGCCAAAUCAUCGACGCUACUCAAGAACUAAUAGCUUUAGGUAUUUGCAACAUGGCGGGCUCUCUGGUAAGGUCAAUGCCAACGACAGGUUCAUUUACUAGGACGGCGGUCAAUAAUUCCGCAGGAGUAAAAACUACAGCUGCAGGAUUGAUCACGUCUUUAAUGUUAUUAUCAUCGUUGACAUUUCUGACUGGUACAUUCACUUACAUACCGAGAGCUACCUUGGCAGCAGUCAUUAUAGUUGCGAUGUACUAUCUAUGCGAAUUCGAAACAUUUGUUAUCCUGUGGAAAACCAAAAAGCUAGACUUUAUACCGUUCCUGCUAACCUUGCUGUGUUGCCUGUUGAUCAGUCUGGAAUUUGGCAUACUCCUUGGCAUAGGAGCGAAUUUGGUGUUCGUUUUAUACGAAGGUGCAAGGCCUAAACUGUACAUAGAGCGGUUAUCAAUUUCCGAUAAGACCGUUUACAUUGUUAAGCCCAAAUCCGGCUUGUACUUUCCAUCCUCAGAACACAUCAGACAAAAAGUUUUGAAUAAAUGCCCCGAGACGGACAGCGUGGUAGUUAUCGACGGCCAGUUCGUGAGGAAUCUCGAUGUCACAGUUGCGAGAAAUUUGGCAGAUUUGUUGGGCGAUUUGAGGGUGAGAAGGCAGAGGUUGAUUUUUUGGAAUUUCAGCAAAUGUAACACUCACGUCAUCACAGGGAACAACAAAAAGUUGUUGGCACAUUUCGAGACUGGUACUUUGGAUGAUAUUUUACAAGAGGAAACAGAAUCGCUGACUGCAAAUGGUACUACACUAACCUAACUGGAUUGGACUAUCGCAGAAUACUUUGUUUAGUUCACAAUAUGUUUUCGAGAUGCAAUUGUUUUUUAUAUUAUCAAUUAAAGAAACUGCAGUUAGAAGAUCGAAACUCUGUAGAAAUCUCCUCAAAAAUGUCUUUCUAAAAUAACGUUUAUUAAGACUUUAUGAAGAAAAACUUGUACGAUACGGUAGUGGCAUUUUUCUCUUGUCGAAAGGUUUUAAAAAUUAUGUAGAGUUCUACGGGCUAGAAAAACACAGACGGGAAAUUAUUUGGUUGUUGGUAUUGGUAAUCAGUUUUUAACUCACAUUUACGGGUGUUUUUACCACUCGUAACUCAGUUCAUCUACCGAAAUGUACCAAGUUUAUCCUUAACAGUUUUAUUACAAUGGAUAAUUUGUUCGUAAUAUUUCAUGGUUUUGGCUGUAUAUGAGCGUUUAAUACUCUUUACACUUUGUAAUUGAAACAGAUUAA